This is a messenger RNA of Bipolaris zeicola 26-R-13, 192 nucleotides long. RefSeq lists its product as uncharacterized. The annotation marks the transcript as partial. The record is from RefSeq and is a predicted model, not a curated record. The transcript has a single exon. Gene Ontology annotation, molecular function: protein binding. Lineage: Eukaryota; Fungi; Ascomycota; Dothideomycetes; Pleosporales; Pleosporaceae.
AUGAAUGAUCUACCGCAGGAACUUGUUGAUGGUAUCUGCAGCUACCUACCGAGAGAGAACUUACAGAACGUGCUUAUGCUUAGUCGUCAGUUCCAAUACAGCGCAGAGAAAUAUUCGGGAUUCUUCGAGAAAUAUACUCUCGACACAGACAACUCAGCAGAGUUCCAUUCUCGCUUCUCGUCCUAUCGUCUU